Molecule: messenger RNA, 2815 nt
Organism: Camelus dromedarius (Arabian camel)
Lineage: Eukaryota; Metazoa; Chordata; Mammalia; Artiodactyla; Camelidae
Gene: ARTN
Product: artemin
Exons: 3
Coding region: 1728-2399 (223 amino acids)
Biological process (GO): peripheral nervous system development
Molecular function (GO): glial cell-derived neurotrophic factor receptor binding; receptor tyrosine kinase binding; growth factor activity
Source: RefSeq, a predicted model, not a curated record
GUCCCCCUCCACUCCUUUCUUACAUCCUCCCUCUCCUGGGCCCGCUGCGCAGCUCUCCGCCCCUCCCAGCCCCCUCAGUCCCUCUUGUCUCUUGUCGGACUGCGCUAGCCUGGCCGGCCCGCUGUAACGUGAGGCUCCCGCUGCUGCUCCAGGGCUCAGACUGGUUGCCAAGUCCACGCUUUGGGCUAAAAGAGGCACUGCCAGGUGCAUAGCCCUGGGCAUGAGCCUUUUGAGCUGUGGGGGAAAGCCCAGCACUGGUCCCAGGAAAGGUGCCUAGAAGAAUACAACACAGAGCCACCGUGGUGAGUAUCGGACUGCUGGAUGGGGAGGCAAGGCAAGGGCUGCAGGACAAGUGGCCCCAGACAGUUGGAAAGCAGACAUAGGGCAUGAGCUGCCCUCAAGAGACCUGCUCCUGGGCUCCCCCUAGUGCAGGGGGUCCUUAAGCCUUCUUUGCCCUGCUUUCCCUCUAUCCAUGAAAACAGUCACUAGGCUGGCUCCUCAGGCCUUUAUUCCAUUAGCUGAGCACACCUGGCCCUGAAGAACCACACCAGGGAGGUCUGGGGAGGAGGUCUGGUCCACAGGUAUGCAGAAAUUCUGUGUGCUAGGGGAUGGGGGUGGAGCUGACCACUAGGACCCAGGAGCAGGCCAGCUAGUGAAGGCUCAUGAGGGCCCCAGGGCCGCAGAGGGGUUUUUGGGAGUGCCAAGCACUGUGGCCUCACAAAAGCUGGUGGGGCUCUGAAAGGCUGAUUGGGCUCAGGAAGGAUGGUUCAUGGGGGCAACUUCUAGGAGCAGGGCCGGGCUGCCAGAUCCAGAAGAAGCUGGAAGGGGAAUAGGCCAAGACCAGCUCUCAGGGUGGCUCAGCUCUCAGAGACCAACCAGGAUGGUGUAGAAGCCUGGCUCACCCUUGUGGGAGUUGCUCAGGCCUGAACCUGGCUGAAGGUAGCAGAAAAGCCCACCCCGCUUUGAGUCCACAGGCUUGGCAGAUGCUGCCCCCUGGUGGCCAUAGGGAGCCAUGGCCCAGGCCCCUUGUUCCUAGAGGUCUCAUCGCCUCCCACCAUCUGCCGGCUCUUGAGGGGACAUCUGUGGUCAGAAGAGAGGACUUCUGUGGUCAGUCGGCUCUGAGUCCAGAUAGAGGUCAUAGAGGAGCAAGGUGCAGUGGCGCUGGGCGGGCAGCACAGGCUGAAGCCUGGGCCUCACUGUCAUCAGCUAUCUCCGGUCAACCAGCAAGCAUCCUAAUUCUCUCCUGGCCACAACUUCCUCUUCUUCCACAAGGAGAGAAAAUUCUCUGUGAGAUCGAGGGUGUCCAACUCCUCCCUUAUCCAGUCAGUUCUGGCCGCUCUAGCCCUGCAGCACAGAGUAGGAAGGUUCCUUCCUUCCCCGCACAGCUGUAUGGGUCUAGCCUUGGGACCUUAGAUAAUCGCUGAGCUUCUCUGAGCCUUGUUUGUCUUGUUUGUCUGGAAAAUGAGGAUUGUACCAUUUACCCCAUGGAGUCGUGAGAUCAGGAAGAGGAAACAGGUGCAAAGCACCAACACAUAGGUUCUUGAUGCAGCCGCUUCUCUUGGGCUGAGUCCAGCUGCCCAAGCCCCUUGUCCCUCACCUGGAGAAGCUGAAGUGGAAGGAUAACCUGCACAAAGGAGAACUCGACUCUUAAUGUUCCGAGCUGGCUCUAAAGGAGGGUGGGGGACCAGGUCCACUACAGCUGAUGGGAGCUCCUGGUGUUGACAGAGAUGGAGCCCGGACGUGGAGGCCUGUCAGUGCUGCCCCUCUGGCCCCGGACUAGGCGGCAGCCUGCCCUGUGGCCCACCCUGGCCGCUCUGGCCCUGCUGAGCAGCGUCGCGGAGGGCGAAGCCUCCCUGGGCCCCGCGCCCCGCAGCCCGGCCCCCCGCGAAGGCCCCGCGCCGGCUCCGGCGCCCCCCGCGGGCCACCUGCCGGGGGGCCGCGGGGCCCGUCCCUGCGGCGGAAGAGCCCGGCGGCCACCGCCCCCGCCGCCCGCUCCCGCGCCUUCGCCCGCGUCCCCACGCGGGGCCCGCGCAGCGCGGGCCGGGGGCCGGGACCGCCCCGGGGGCCUGGGGAGCCGCACGCGGUCCGCGGGGGCGCGGGGCUGCCGCCUGCGCUCGCAGCUGGUGCCGGUGCGCGCCCUCGGCCUGGGCCACCGCUCCGACGAGCUGGUGCGUUUCCGCUUCUGCAGCGGCUCCUGCCGCCGCGCGCGCUCCCCGCACGACCUCAGCCUGGCCAGCCUGCUGGGCGCCGGCGCUCUGCGGCCGCCCCCUGGCUCGCGGCCCGUUAGCCAGCCCUGCUGCCGCCCCACGCGCUACGAGGCCGUCUCCUUCAUGGAUGUUAACAGCACCUGGAGGACCGUGGACCGCCUCUCGGCCACUGCCUGCGGCUGUCUGGGCUGACGGCUCCCUUCGGGGAUUUGCAGACCGCACCCCUGCCAAUGGAUCUUCCUGCUUGGGGCGGGCCAGGGCCUCAGCUGGAGAUCGAGGCCUUGGCUGGGUGAGUGAUGGACAUCCGCCCUGCAGAGAGGGAGGCCCGACUGACCAGAGGCCCCAGGGCUCUCACCCUGCCAGUCUCAGACCCAAAGACCCGUGGAGACCCGAGGACCCACUUCUCACAGACUGGCACUGACCAGGCCAUGGACCCAGGACUCCUCUGGAGAACCAGCAGUGUCAGGUCUCAGCCACAGCCCAGGCAUGCGGGGACAGAUUUGGAGGAGACACGUUGGAAUUGCAUUGCUGGAAUGCCUGUGCUGGACUGGGCCUUUACUCACUUGUGGGAGCUGGAGCCCUAUUUAUUAUUUCUAAGUUAUUUAUUU